AUGCUUCCUGGCACUUCUCGCAAUGCCACCGCCAGCGCUCCAGGCCCCUUCACCCUCCUGGGCAUCCCAGGGCUGGAGUCCCUGCAGGCCUGGCUCUCCAUCCCCUUCUGCUCCAUGUACUUCAUUGCCUUGCUGGGGAACUUGUCCCUCCUUUUGAUGGUCAAGACGGAGCCCAGCCUGCAUGAGCCCAUGUACCUCUUCCUCUGCAUGCUGUCCCUCACUGACCUGGUCCUCUCCUCCUCCACCCUGCCCAAGCUGCUGGCCAUCUUCUGGUUUGGCAGGCAGCCCAUCGGCUUCAGCGCCUGCCUGGCCCAGAUGUUCUUCAUCCACUCCUUCACGGCCAUGGAGUCUGGCUUCUUCCUGGCCAUGGCCUAUGACCGCUACGUGGCCAUCUGCAACCCUCUGCGCCACACCACCGUCCUCACCAACACCUUGGUAGCCAAGAUCGGGCUGGCUGUCGUGGUCCGGGGGGUGGUCCUCUUCUUCCCGCACCCUUUCCUGGUGGGCCGGCUGCCUUUCUGCAAGUCCAAGGUCAUUGCCCACAGCUACUGCGAGUUCAUGGCCCUGGUCAAGCUGGCUUGUGCGGACACAGCGGCCAGCAGGGGCUACAGCCUGAGCCUGGCCUUCCUCAUUGGGGGCUUCGACGUGUGCUUCAUCAGCCUGUCCUACGCCCUGAUCCUGCGCACGGUCUGCCGCCUGCCCUCCAAGGAAGCCGGUCUUAAGGCACUGGGCACCUGCAGCUCCCACAUCUGCGUCAUCCUUGUCUUCUAUACCACGGCCGUCUUCUCCUUCCUCACCCACCGCUUCGGCCACAAUGUCCCUCAUGCCGUGCACAUCUUCAUCGCCAACGUCUACCUGGUGGUGCCACCCACCCUGAACCCCAUCAUCUAUGGGGCGCGGACGAAGAAGAUCCGUGAGCGGGUGCUGCAGGCUGUCCUGUGCAGGAAGAGGUGA
Lacerta agilis (Sand lizard) is the source of this 954-nucleotide messenger RNA. RefSeq names its product putative olfactory receptor 52P1. Gene Ontology annotation, molecular function: G protein-coupled receptor activity; olfactory receptor activity. The coding region runs from base 1 to 954 and encodes 317 amino acids. The record is from RefSeq and is a predicted model, not a curated record. NCBI's taxonomy places the organism in Eukaryota, Metazoa, Chordata, Lepidosauria, Squamata, Lacertidae. Gene Ontology annotation, cellular component: membrane. Gene Ontology annotation, biological process: G protein-coupled receptor signaling pathway. The transcript has a single exon.